AUGUCCGCCAUUGCACCAAUUCAAGGUACCCUAAGGAAGAGAAUCAUCUCCGAUAUUGCUACUGGAUUUGCCCUAGGUGGUGUUAUGGGCAGUUACUGGUGGUGGGGAUACCACAAAGGAAUUAUUGGUAAACGUGAAGCCUUUUAUGCCCAAUUAGCUGAACAGAAGAAAUCUGAAGCUGUUGGUGCUGAAGAUGAGAAUUAA
Messenger RNA from Zygosaccharomyces rouxii, 204 nucleotides. It is a transcript of the gene COX9, whose product is annotated as cytochrome c oxidase subunit VIIa. The record is from RefSeq and is a predicted model, not a curated record. Gene Ontology annotation, biological process: mitochondrial electron transport, cytochrome c to oxygen. The coding region runs from base 1 to 204 and encodes 67 amino acids. The transcript has a single exon. Lineage: Eukaryota; Fungi; Ascomycota; Saccharomycetes; Saccharomycetales; Saccharomycetaceae.